Molecule: messenger RNA, 2608 nt
Organism: Marchantia polymorpha subsp. ruderalis
Lineage: Eukaryota; Viridiplantae; Streptophyta; Marchantiopsida; Marchantiales; Marchantiaceae
Source: the annotation of a GenBank genome assembly
UCUGCUCGAAGAAGGUAAAGGCUUGCAGACGUAUCCACGUGUUGAUGGAGGCAGAUGUUGUAUGGGGAGCGGUGAGGCAAGAUUCAGUGCCUCGCGUACUCUUUACAGAUCGACUCCGUCCCACGAUUUCCGCCGAGACCAUGACUUCUAUCGACCUGCUCUGCAGUCUGGAGCUUACAUCAAAGAGCGUACAUCAAGGUCGGAUCCCCUCACAAAUCUGCAGAAGCGAAGAAAAUGAUCCUGAAUUGUGGACAAACCUUCGAAUCAGCGACUAUUGGAAACGAUCAAGGUGACAGAAAAAGUUCGCACAUGUAGUUCAUAAUUCCAGCAAAGACGGAACCCACAGAGCAAGCAAAUUCCACCUCGGGGCUACACUGAAUCCUUCCAAUCUUCCUCUUGGCGAAAUCGAUUCUUCAAUCUGCUGCAACCACGGCGACUGCUACCGACCGGUUCACCCGAUUAGCUCCAAAUCUUUCUGCUGCUAUGCAUCCAAUUUCACUGGUCCAUUAAGGACGGCCACCGAUCGCUCGGACAAUCUCGGGGUUGAAGCUGAAAAUUUGCGGUGGCAACUUUGGAUCAGACCAGAGCUGAAUUAGAUGGUCGCGGAGAUGAAGAAACGUGUUGCAGUGAUCGGAGCCGGGCCAUCGGGACUAUCCCUGCUCAGGGCGUUCGACUCGGCAGCUGAGAAGGGGGCAGAAAUCCCCGAGAUCGUGUGCUUCGAGAAGCAGGGAGAGGUGGGCGGAUUGUGGAAAUUCGAAGAGGGCAAAGGAGUGGACGAGCACGGGGAGAUAGUCCAUGGCAGCAUGUACCGAGACCUGUACAUCAAUGGGCCCAAGGAGGUGAACGAGUACGUCGACUACUCGUUCGAGGAGCACUUCGGCAAGGUCAUCGGCUCCUACCCUCCUCGCCCCGUGCUCCUCUCGUACAUCCGAGGCCGAGCCGAGAAGUACAACCUGUGCGCCAAAUUCAGCGUGCGGUUCAAUAGCUCGGUGAGCAAGAUCAGCUACUCGGAGGACACGGCCAAAUUCACCGUGACAGUCAAGGACCGCAGCACGGCGAGAAAUGGGACAGAGGCGAAGGUCUACAGCGAGGAUUUCGAUCACGUCGUGGUGGCCGUGGGCCACUUCUCGACCCCCAAUGUUCCGCAAUUCCCCGGGCUCGAAGCUUUCAAGGGCAGCGUGCUGCACGCUCACGAUGUCCGCGACUUGAGCGAGUUCCGAGGCAUGGACGUGCUGCUCGUCGGCAGCGGGUACACGGCCGAGGACAUCGCCUGCCAGUGCUUCAAGCUCGGGGCCGCCUCGGUGACCAUCACGUUCCGUAGCAACCCUACGGGCUGCUGCAACUGGCCCGAGUCGAUCAAGGAGGUGCCCCUGCUCGAGAGGGUGGACUCCAAUGGCAGGACGUGCCAUUUCAAGGAUGGGUCCAGCAAGGACGUGGACGCCAUCAUCCUCUGCACGGGCUAUCUGCAUGAUUUCCCGUUCAUGGUCGGGGACGAGCUGCGCCUGGUGGCUGGAAAUCGGAUGUGGCCAUUGGGGUUGUACCAGGGCGUGGUUUUGGAGACUCAUCCGAAAGUGUUUUAUCUCGGGAUGCAGGCCCAGUUUUACAGCUUCACCAUGUUCGAUGCGCAGGCUUGGUACGUGAGGGAUGUGAUCAUGGGGCGAUUGACGCUGCCCUCGUCCACUGAGGAGAUGGUGGCUCACAGCCGGAAGUGGCGAGAAGCCGAAUUGGCAGCUCUUGCGAAGCUCGAUGUCAAGCCCUUUCAGGGGGAUUACGUCAAGGAGCUGAUCCGUCAUACGGAUUGCCCCAUCACUCCGGAAUUCGUCGACAAGACGCAGCAGAUGGGCGUCGAUUGGGAUAAGCAUAAGGCCCUGGACAUCAUGAGCUACCGCGAUCAUGCGUUCGUCUCUGCUGUGACGGGCAACUUGGCUCGAACGCAUCACACGCCGUGGAUGCAGAAUUUUGACGACUCCCUUGAAUCUUACGUGAAUUUUUAGCUUUAUCUUGUCAGAGGAAUUUGUUCUUGACAGUGUUGCCAUGAGCGGACGAAGAUCGAACCACUGAAGCGACAUCUCAUGCCAGUUGCGGUUGUAUUCGAUGACGAGCUCUGCAUGCACUGCUGAUGGUUGCAGUGGGGUAGAGGCCCUGCUUGUUGAUGUUAAGGAUCGGGGAGCCACCAUCCAAGAUAACGAGUACAUGGGCCACAAUCACAUCAAGUUGUGCAACGAUUGAAUUCAAUUCUCUAUCAAGUAGAUUGUUGGUCUAUCUCGUUCGAUUUAAACAUGGAAAUCAAGGAGAUUUCCAUUUAGAGCUUUUCACCCUUAACGUUAAGCCUGCUCAAUCUAUGCCGACAACUCAGUGCGAGGACAGAAUUUUGACAUAAUUCGAUUCGUUGGCUAAGAUUGUCAAGUGAAAUUCGAUGUCAGCACAACUGUAUUUCGUUGUUUGGGAGGCUAGGUCUGAAUCGCUUGGCGUAGGUAGUUUCACUCCAGGCUAUCUAUUCGCCCAGCGUUAAGUUAUAUUCUUGUAAAUAUUGGUCCACUUGACCAGGACAGAGUAGAUUUAAUAUUCAUGAGAUAAGAUCACGGUGGCAAACUAUUUGCAGUCUUUC